UUUGCUCAAAACAGAAAAAAGCAUUUACAGAUAUUCCAGCAUAUAAUUCUGCUAGAAACAGUUCCUUUGAUCACAGGUAUUCAAUCAGUCUGGUGAGUGAGUUGAGUGUGAGUCAGUCUGGAGCUGACUCAAGACAUUUGAGUCAAACCAAAGUCCGAUGCUAGCCACAUCUCGGGACUAGUAUCCCAUUCUCCACCCUGCCAUGCCGCCAAUCUCUCUGAAGGCCCCAUAGUCCAGAAUAUAUGAAUAUCACAUCCAGCCGUGAUAUUAAUAAAAAACUUCUGUAAACAACGUACGAGUUUUUCCAAUCACAUUUCCGAACUGCUUCCCCCAUGCUCCCCACUAACUAGGUGCCAACCAACAGACCUUGGGGCGUUCUAGGACAGCUCACAUUCAAAUGGGAAUGGCAUCCCAAAUUGAUGAAGGUUUUCUACUCCCAUCAGCAAAAAGAAAUGAACCUAUGGCGAUACACAGGGAUGGCAAGGUGCUGAUCCUGGGUGGGCACUGACAUUACCCAUGCAUGCCAGUAUAUGAACUGAUUUAUGGUUUGAACAGAAUGCUUUUCAGAAGCAGUUGUAUUGAAAUAGCAGGUCUUCCUGUUUUCAAGAAAAUCGUAUGAUUGAUACACAUUUUAUUGGUGCCUGUAAAGUGAAUGUGUACAUGGAGGGUACCCAAAUGGGCUACAAUGCUGACCAUUUGUGCUUACAUGGAUGUGUCACUAAUGCAAAAUACUGGUAGGCUUAGAGGGUUCCCAUUUGUUUUAUUUGCAUUUUGAGCAUAUCCAAGAUGAAUUGCAAAUGUGCCUGAUGUGUUAAUUGCAGGUUUGAGUAGUGCCAGUGACCAGUUCAUUCAAAGCCAUUGAACUGGUGAUCUUGCUUGUAUUCAAGUGACCCAUUAUGGGCUUAUCUGGUAAGACUGUCAUAUACCACAUCUGCUUCAUGCCUGCUGUAAGGAGAUGGAACAGUUUAUCUCCCUUGAUUUACUUUGGUUAGGCAUUUUAUUUUGCAAGGUUUCAUCAGAUAUCAUAAUGCCAUCUUAUACUGUGUAGAAACUAUUAUUUGCUGGCUACACACAGAGCCACUAUCAGCCCUGACAGAGAGGUGACAGUGAAGUCAGGUCCUCAUGAAGUGGAUACUAUAGACUGAGUGUACAUCUAUGGAAAACAUAUAGGUUGUGAAUACAGUUCAACUGUGAGUGUUCUGUACGUUGUUGUUCACAUUGGUCCUGAUGCUGAAUAUUGAAAUUGCCCACCAACUGACAUGUAAGACAUAAGAUGCCAUAAACAGUAAAUUAUGAAGGUCUUGUGGAAAUCCCAUCAGCAUACCUUAAGAAUACAAUAAUUACUAUACAAACACCAGACAUGGGCAAACUGGGGUCUAUCAAACUGUUAACUGGUGCAUGUCAGGGUCAUCCAGGUGGAUCAAUGUGUCAAGGCCAUCAGGGGGAUGAAGGGGAUUUGUUUUUUUAUAAGGUGGAAAUUUUCUGUGCUGUUUGUGGAUUGCAUAAGUUGCUUAGUGGAUUAGUGAGGAACAUGAUUCACACAAGUGAGACAGAAGUAUUAAGUUUAUUCCUCAGAGAAAAACCAAGAAAAUGGAAAUAAAGAUGGGUUGAUAUUUUGGCAACAUGCCUUUAUCAAAACAAUAGCAGAAGUUCAUUUCUGCCAUUGUUUGGAUGAAGGCGCUGAAAUUUACUUCUGCAAUUACUUAAUAAAUGCAUAUUGCUGAAUUAUCAACCCACCUGUGUCUCCAUUCUCCUGGUUUUUGUUGGAGGAAUGAGGCUAUUACUUCUGUCUGACCUGUUUCUAGAAUGGUCAAAAUGGCAAACAAAUAUGGCAUCUUAAUAUGGUGGUAGGAAUAUGAUUUGGAAGUACAGUGAAGCAGCAAUGGAUGAGCCAUGCCUCUUCACUGAUUUUCCUCUCCUGGUCCGACUGAAGACUACUGUUGGGCUUGUGCUGAGAGGACACAUUCAGGCUCAGGGUCGAUGGUGGCCUGUGACCGUGCUGGCGCCGCAUUAUCCGGACCUGAAGCAGCUGCAGGUCUGUCUGGGAGAGGACCUCCAGGCUCACGCCCCACCGGAUGUGGGCAGCUGCAGUACUCUACAUGAAGCCAUCGCGACAUAUCGGAGCAGCCUGGAGUGCUUGCCGCCGCCGCCCCCUGGCGGCGCCACCGCCGAUGGCGACGACGCGGCCGUGAUCGCUCUGAGAAGUCACGUGGCCGUGCUGCGUCAGCUGCGGCAGAUCGGGCUGCAUCACGUGACCUGGGCCAGCACUGACCUCAGCCAGGUGACGCUGUCCACUCUGGACCGAGCGGCGCGACGUCACCAGCUGAGCCUCACCAUAGGCGCCGACUACCCCGGUGUGUGUCCCCGGCUGGCGACCGACCUGCCCGCAGACCUCGCCGUCACCUGGCAUCGGGGCAUGGGCCUGCUGGACCUGUUUCAGCGGUUUGAGGAAGCCGUCGAGCGGUAUCAGGCCUUCUGGAACGCGCUGGACGCGGUGGACGCCGAGCUGUGGGUGGUGGAUCCGGAGCGACCGGCGCGGAGGGACCAGCGGCGGCGCCUCGUCAUCAGCGGCCAGCUGUCGCUGGAGGUGACCGUGGAGCCCCUGUACCCCACGGCUGUGCCGGGCUGCCGGUUUCUGGGCGCGGAGGCGGCCGCUGCCGAGCUGAGGGAGCGACUCGCCAGCAAGAUAGACUCGUGGGACGAGUACGAGGGCGUGGUGGACAACCUGGAGCGCCUGCUGGGCGUGGAGUUUGUGCGGCGCGGUGCGGCUGGUGCCGCCGGCGCCAUCUCCGUAGAGUGUGGCAUCUGCUACUGCUACCGAAUGGCCGAGGAGACGCCGUCGCGCUGCUGUGAUGACAGCCGCUGCGGUCAGCCCUUCCACAACUCCUGUUUGUACGAGUGGCUGCGGGCUCUUCCCAGCACGCGACAAACGCUGCGCACCGUGUUCGGCGACUGUCCCUACUGCUCCACGCCGAUCUCAUGCGAGAUACCGUCCGGCUGAGGCCGCCGACAGCGCCAUCCGACCGCUGGCGAGUACAUUUCAGUUGUGACCGCCCGCCGCCAGAUGGCCAUUCGACAUGGGGCCGCGCCCUGCACCACAGCGGAAGGCUCGCGCCAUUUCACAGGCCUGAUGAGAAAUGUGCGGUGCGCGCACUAUGUUACGCCGUCAUCGUGCUCCUUGUGAAUAAGAGAGGAAAUCAGCCGGUUCUACACUGUCGACUUAUCAAGUAGUACAGAUACUGGGCCUCGUUCCAGUUUCCGUCAGAGGCGGCGGUAUUUGGAUCUCCAGCGGUGGCGUGCCUUGUGCCCUGUGAUAUGAGCAAUACAGUGAAA
Messenger RNA from Pollicipes pollicipes, 3333 nucleotides. RefSeq names its product E3 ubiquitin-protein ligase FANCL. Gene Ontology annotation, biological process: protein monoubiquitination; interstrand cross-link repair. Gene Ontology annotation, cellular component: Fanconi anaemia nuclear complex; nucleus. The record is from RefSeq and is a predicted model, not a curated record. Gene Ontology annotation, molecular function: ubiquitin protein ligase activity. NCBI's taxonomy places the organism in Eukaryota, Metazoa, Arthropoda, Thecostraca, Pollicipedomorpha, Pollicipedidae. The transcript has 10 exons. Bases 1856 to 3001 code for a protein of 381 amino acids.